AUGAAGCUGUCUGCCUGGACUCUCGCGGCCGCACUUCUGAGCACGACCUCGGCGUGGCAGCUCGAGGCCGGGUCCCAGACGUGGACCGGGUCGACCCCACAAGGCUGUAAGGCCGUGCUCAUCCCGCGAGGUACGCAGAUCAGUUGGCGCGGAUCCCGCGGGGCCAGCACCGUCCAGUUCUUCAAUGUCCAGGGCCGAUGCACCCAGGUGUAUCGCACCGUGAUGGGGGUGGGGGAUAUUAAUGCGUCGAACACGAUCUAUGGCUUUGUCGUGAAGGCUUAA
Molecule: messenger RNA, 282 nt
Organism: Penicillium argentinense
Lineage: Eukaryota; Fungi; Ascomycota; Eurotiomycetes; Eurotiales; Aspergillaceae
Exons: 1
Coding region: 1-282 (93 amino acids)
Source: RefSeq, a predicted model, not a curated record